UUUGACGUUUGUUGUGCGAAUACUGUUGUGGAAGCGCUUUUCACGUUUUAUUCCGUGCGCCCGCCGAAAGUAUCGAAAUCCCCGUGGAGUGCGAAACCCCCCCCCCCAGUUUUACGUGACCACCGGCGUGCAACCACCUCUAGCAUCCGACCGACGCAUCCUCGCCCCGCAAAACAUGUCGAAACGCGGCCCGCAAUCGUCGCUGAACCAUCUGAACUGGAACGAAACGGACGAGCCGGAGGAGAAGGGCGAGUUUACGAAGGCGAGCGACGAUGUCCUAAAACAGCGGGUCAUCAAGAAGGCCCGGCGCCGGGUCGCAACCGACGAUGCGGACAGUACCGCCCCGUCCGCUUCCGCGUCCGUGUUCGGUGCGUUCAAGGGAUUCGCCUCGACGCCGCUCGCCAAGAGCGGGGCGGAUAAGCCGGGCGGUGGCGGUGCACAGUCGUUCUCCUUCCUGUCAACGCUCGGCGCCGCCAAAACGAAUGGCAACGGUACGGCAACGGUGUCGUCGAGCGGUGCUGCGGCCGACGGCGGCGGCGGCGGCGGUGCAGCGAAGCCAACCUUUUCGUUCGGUUCCAACGCCGGCACGAUGGCAGCGUCGGAUGCGAGCAAAAAGAUGUUUGCCUUCGGAUCGCCGACCAGUCUGAAGGCGGACAGUACGGCGGAGGGAGCGAAAACGGCGUCCUCCACGUCGUCCGGCUUUGGCAUCUCGUCGUCCAAGGAAGGUGACGCGGGCAAGGGUGGGUUCGGUUUCGGGGCAGCCAGCAGCGCACCCACCCAACCGUUCUCCUUCGGUACCGUUCCACCCAAAGCGACGGAAGCGGCCAAACCGAACAACAACUUUACCUUCGGCACGCUGGCUGGCGGUAAAGAUUCGUCCACGGACGCCGCACCGAAGCCAACGUUUUCGUUCGGUUCUUUCGCAGCCAAACCGGACGGCGAGACGGAGAAGAAAUCGAUACAGUUCGGUUCCCCAACCGCAUCGAAGGAGCCCACGACGACGGGUACGUUUUCGUUCGGUUCCAAUGCCGCCAAAGCGGAUGCAAACAGCAGUUCCACGGAUAAGAAAGGUUUCGCGUUCGGAAGCUCCCCGGCAGCCACACCGAAAGGCACAUCGAUCGUUACGCCCAGCGGUGUGAUUAAAACGCCCGUCACGUUUGGUUCGGACGCACCGGAAGCGGACAAGAAGCCGUUCACAUUCGGAUCGCCGGCUGGUGGAAGCAAGGAACCGGCGGCCAGUUCUCCCGCCGCGAGCAAAGGCAUGUUUUCGUUCGGCACCAACCCGGCCAAGACGGCACCGUCCGAGACACCGGAGAGGAAAACGUUCACAUUCGGAUCGCCGGCUGCUGCUGCUGCGGUGAAAAGCACAGCGGUCACCUCGCCCGAUACACCCAAGGCAACGUUUUCUUUCGGCUCCAACGCAACGAAAGCGGAUGCGGUGUCCGGCUCAGAGAAGAAGGCGACAUUCUCGUUCGGUACGGCCGCUUCCGGCGGAAAGGACAGUGCCGCAGACAUCUCCUCCUCACCCAAAACAUCAACCUUUUCAUUCGGCUCUAAAGCUCCCGAAGCGGAGAAAAAGACAUUUUCCUUCGGUGUUACCGCCGGCUCUACGUCCGACGCGGCGACAGCGGAAAAGAGCAAAGCCACGUUUGCCCCACCGAAGGGAACCAGUGAUGACGCGAUAAAGAAAAUGUUCAGCUUUGCGUCCUCCUCCUCCUCCUCCUCGUCACAGCCGGCAGCAUCAUCGAGCACAUCCAAGACGGACUCGGAGAAGGAAAAGGCGGAGAAAAAGCAGUCCACCAAGCCGGUAACGGAAGCGGACAAGCAAACGGUGAUUCGCAACAAUGUGGUCGCCCUGAACAAAGCCUUCAUUGCGUGGAUUACGGAAAAGUGUCGCGAAAACCCGUACUGCAAGCUGCAUCCCGUGUUUAGGGACUACGAGAAGCAGUUCGACGAGAUCCAGGCAAUGACGCCGGGCAAAACGGUGGAAAAGUCGGCGCCUACUACGACCUCGCAGGCGGCUGCAACGGAAAACAAAAUAGCGCCCGCAGCAGCAGAACCCGCCAAACCGAAAGAGCCGGAAAAGGAAAUGCCAAAGCCGGGCUUCUUCUUUGGCGGUUCGGCGGCGGCUUCGGCAGCGAAAGAAUCGCCCACGAAGCCCUCCAGCGGUUUCACGUUCGGCAGUUCCUCCAAACCGUUCUCGUUCGGUAGUCUUGCCUCUUCGACCAGCACCAACGCCACCACAACGACCCCCUCGACCGUGUCCACCUCCUCCUCGUCCUUCUUUGCCGGUGCGUCCACGUUCGCGGCCAAAUCCGCUACCGGCGGGUUCACGUUCGGCGGUGUUGUGAGCAAACCGCCCGCACCGGACAGCAGUGCGGCGGGUGGUGGACCGGACAAACCGGCCGGCGGUGACGCGGAAGCCGACGAGGACGAACCGCCGAAGGUGGAGUUUACGCCGGUGGAGGAGAAGGACAGCGUGUACUCGAAGCGCUGCAAGCUGUUCGUGAAGGUGGGCGCCUCGUACUCGGACCGUGGCGUUGGCACGCUCCACAUCAAGAUGGUGGACGCGAAGGUGCAGGUGCUGGUGCGGGCCGACACGAGCCUCGGCAACAUUCUGCUGAACAUCAUCCUGAACGAAUCGGUGCCGGUGCAGCGUCUCGGCAAGAACAACGUGAUGAUGAUCUGUCUGCCGACGCCGGACGCCAAGCCGCCGCCAACGUCGGUGCUGCUGCGCGUCAAGACGGGCGAGGAGGCGGACGAGCUGCUCGCAACGCUGCUGAAGUACAAGCCGAAGUAAAGGGCCGGAAGGUAAGGGGGAAAGCAUGGUAGCAGGACCAAAUCAGGGCCAAAAGAAUGAUUGUAGCAAAAGGAAGCCGGACAACACGAUGUUAGAUGAGAUGAGGCGAGCGCCAGACGGGUCACAACCGGCAAGCACUAUUACGAGUCAGAAGAGCAGGAAAGGAUAUAUUCGGUUUUUUUUUUCGUUUUUAAUAAAAAUUUACAUCGUGCCCAAUUAGCGGCGAAUGUG
Messenger RNA from Anopheles coluzzii, 3031 nucleotides. It is a transcript of the gene Nup50, whose product is annotated as nuclear pore complex protein Nup50. The record is from RefSeq and is a predicted model, not a curated record. Gene Ontology annotation, biological process: protein import into nucleus. The transcript has a single exon. Lineage: Eukaryota; Metazoa; Arthropoda; Insecta; Diptera; Culicidae. The coding region runs from base 176 to 2800 and encodes 874 amino acids. Gene Ontology annotation, cellular component: nuclear pore.